AUGUCGUGCGAAACGCAGCUUUCGAUUUUCCAUGACAGAAGCAACCCUCUUGCUACCACUUAUGAACUGAAUUCAAACGCAUCGGGCAAGCCAGUCCCAGGCGUGCUCGGCCUUACCUACGUGCGAGAUGCUAUGGAAGCGCCAUCACGAAAGCUCUUCAACAGAUCGGCGGCAUCCACCCUCAAGAUCCUGCGACUGCUCACAAGGUCGCCAGCAUCAAACACUAAUGGUCCCGGGCGUCUGAAUGUAGAUGGCAUCCAGGUGCUUUACGGGGAGGACGCUUUAGAGGAAAGACUAGCUCCGAGCCCAGGGUCUAAGGCAGAUACCGUCAUCAAUUAUUUCUCUGGCAUGCGUGUAUACCAUCCCAACGGCUAUUUUACGAGCCAGUUCCUCAACUGUCGUUCUUCCAACAUCAAGGAGAGCGACAUUUCCCCGAUAACCUCUGCAACCGCCCAUCAGCCAAUCAUUAUCCAUUCGGGGGUGUGUCUUUUCUCUGCCAAAAUGAUAGGCUUUGUGCCGACAAAGGGCUCGCCAGUCAAUGGUGACUACGCCAUUCCAUCUCUCCCGGAUGCGUCGAGAGCAAGCUUAUAUGAGAUCGAGACGAUAACAAGGCUCUCCAGCCAGAUCGCAGACCUCAUUGCUAUGGUCACGGCGGGUGCCAGGAGAAAGCAAGACAUCCAGGUGCGGUUGGAUAUCCCACGGCUGCAAUAUUAUGCCUAUCCACUGGAGCUCUACGAGAGGGGCAUCGUCGACAAUGCCUACGUCCAGGAAUGGAUGAGCCGAGUCAACCAGAGACAUAGUCAAAUCCUGGCCAUCUUUCAACAAGCGGUUGUCGAAGGGCUAGCGCAGCGUAGCGCUCCUGCCAACAUCCAGAUUGAAAGCACGAACGGGACAGAUGUGUUAAGUCGAUAUAUCCAAACAGAAGUCGCUAGCUAUCGCUCUCCGUCUGUUGUGCAAGCGAUGCAUGUCCUGCAAUGCCAUGGGCCCGAUCAAGCCAAAUGGAGGCGGUUUUUCUCACACAUUGGUGAAGACCACUUACCCAAAGAUCUCCGGGGGCUCGCAUUGCUGUCCUACGUAUACGAGGUCUUGCGGCCAGGCUUUGAUGCAGGCAUAUGCCACGAAAGUCACGCGCGCCCUAUCAUACUCCAGGUUGACGACAUAGCUGAAUGGCGCAUUUACGACACCGCAGACAAGCUGGCCAAGAGGAUUGAUGCCCAAGCUCGACCGAUGCUGAUCGGCAUGUUCCCCUUCCAUCAGGUCCUCACAUCCGAAGUGAAUGGGCGGUCAAGUCUCUUCCUUCACGAUCCAGGACAUCGUGUGUACAACACGGUGGAUCCAGCGAGUCUCAGUCCAGAGUAUGUACACCCAGUCAAAGUCGUUGAGCAAACGUAUGGAAAGCCAGCUGGCGAUAUGAUGAAUCAGCUUCUUGUCCUGCAUGGGCUUUAUGGAGGUGAAUCGAGUGCCCUUUGA
Molecule: messenger RNA, 1470 nt
Organism: Aspergillus pseudonomiae
Lineage: Eukaryota; Fungi; Ascomycota; Eurotiomycetes; Eurotiales; Aspergillaceae
Exons: 1
Coding region: 1-1470 (489 amino acids)
Source: RefSeq, a predicted model, not a curated record